Fusarium falciforme is the source of this 1557-nucleotide messenger RNA. RefSeq lists its product as hypothetical. The record is from RefSeq and is a predicted model, not a curated record. Bases 1 to 1557 code for a protein of 518 amino acids. NCBI's taxonomy places the organism in Eukaryota, Fungi, Ascomycota, Sordariomycetes, Hypocreales, Nectriaceae. The transcript has 3 exons.
AUGGCCUUGAAUCAAACUCCUGACGAGCCCGAGUAUCCCAAGAUCGAUCCUCCUGGCGGGUCGCCCAAGCAUCCUCCCAUGCCACACAGGCCUGUGGGCGGCGAAAGGCUACCGAUCAACCCUCCUGGAAAAAUUCAUACCUCUGUUCACUCUGACCCGAAGAAAGGAAAGAGGGAAGGCACAUGCGACGAGCAGGCUGGCUAUACAAACCAAUUCAAUCCAGCCAGACCAGAUCCUAGAGUUGGGCAGUUGAUUGCACCAAACAUCUCCCAACAGGCUCCGCCUCUUGAGGGGUAUUACGCCCCCACGCUCAGGUCCUGGGGUAUCAGAGGCCAGAAUCAGAGACCUUCCCAGCCACCGACCCAGGGAAUCACUGGAUAUUCCAGCUGGCCCUCCAUUCCAUGCCCAUGUGGCGGCAAGAAGACUAUACGCGAGCUCAAAGAGUCCUACGAAAAUGAGCUGGAUCGCCGCGACGCGGAAAAAGCAUGUAUGAAGGCUGACAUGGAGAAAGAGCGCGAAGAACAGCUCCAGGUGAUCAGCACCAUGAAAUCAACCAUUCAAGGGCUCAGGCUUGUCAUUCGGGAAGCCCAGCUGGCGGGGAUUCAGCAAAGCUCCCAGGCAUCUUGGACGUCCGAGGACGAGAGCAGGCUCGCCGACACGCUCGGGGACCUCAACAUAAAUGUCUCGCGUUGGGUCAACAAGUACCACGGGGGGGUUCUGCAGUCGCUGGGGAAAGACGAAGAGACCGAAAUCCUGGACUCCUGGGCUACGGUCACGGACCUUGUGCAGCACGGCACCCCACACUGGUUGUUUGACCCAGCACAGCCAGCCACCGAGCGCAUCUUCACUGUCAUCCUCACAGCCUUGGUGUCGAGAGAUCUGUUCAUGAAGACGUUUGGAAACCCGUUCUUCUUUCUCGCCUUUGAUGCAGCCAAUAACGACCAGGGAGAAGGGCAGAGCACCGCAACGAAGAUUCUAGACAAGCAAGACACGUGCCACAUGCUCGUGGACAGAAUACUCAGAAACGCGAGCCCCAAGGAGGCACACGAGUGGCGGGCCCAGGCCUUCCGACAUCUGUUUCCCAAGGCAGCCGAGGCCCAGCCUGGCGUUCUGGAUGCAACCCUAAGUUCUCUUGAGCUAGCCAGUGCAUCCCUUGCCAAUGCAUUCGUGGAGGGCCCGGCGAGGCAUCUCCUGCGGACCUUGGACCAAGACAUGGAGAAAUCCGAAUGCAUCAAGAGCCUCAAAGAUCUCUACUAUUGCGCCGGGGAGCUAUCUACCACUAUGCAGCGCUGUCUGCCGGAGGUUAGCGUUGUAGACCCGAAAAAGCUAAUCUAUCAGCCCUUUUCUGUGUACGAGAGGUCUACUGAGGCCCAUAGAGCCUACGGGCUGAUAGACGACGAUGAUGAGAAGCUGGAUGGCAAGAGGAUUAGUCUUGUGAUGAAUCCGACCAUCCGCCUCCGGGGAAAUGACGACGGCGAGGGGUACGAGACAGACCGGGUUCUCGUCAAGUCUUGCGUCAUGUUGGAUGGUUGGGCGGACGGCGAGGCUCACAGCUGA